CCGUGCUUAGGUGAGCGGUGUGGCUCGCUCCGUCUCCUCGGAGAGAGGUUCGUGUUGCGGGGUCCCCCAUUCGCACCGGGCAAGUGGUUAAAGUGAACAAUGGCCAGUAACCACAAAUCUUCAGCGCCUCGCCCUAUUUCUCGGGGUGGAAUAGGAUUAACAGGAAGGCCUCCUUCUGGAGUAAGACCCCCGUCUGGGACUGUUCGGGUGGCAACUGCAAGGCAGGGUUUCUCUGUGGAUAGCCGUGACUGUUCUGUAGACCAGGAUGGUCCCCAGAGGCAAAUUUUAGACAAAUCUUACUAUCUUGGACUUCUUAGGAGCAAAAUAAGUGAACUUACAACUGAAAUUAAUAAACUUCAGAAAGAAAUAGAAAUGUACAACCAAGAAAAUUCAGUGUAUUUGUCAUAUGAAAAGAGGGCAGAGACAUUAGCUGUUGAAAUUAAAGACUUUCAAGGACAACUAGCAGACUACAACAUGUUGGUAGAUAAACUCAAUACCAAUACUGAAAUGGAAGAAGUUAUGAAUGAUUACAACAUGCUUAAAGCUCAAAAUGAUCGAGAAACACAGAGUAUGGAUGUCAUAUUUACUGAAAGACAAGCGAAAGAAAAACAAAUCCGAAGUGUAGAAGAAGAAGUUGAGCAAGAAAAGCAAGCAGCAGAUGGCAUUAUCAAAAAUAUGUCUCCAGAAAAACAAGUCAAGUACAUAGAAAUGAAAACCACAAAUGAGAAACUGCUGCAGGAAUUAGAUACACUGCAGCAACAACUAGAUUCACUGAACAUAAAGAAGGAGAGCCUAGAAACUGAAAUAGCACACUCCCAGGUAAAACAGGAGGCUGUAUUACUACAUGAAAAACUUUAUGAGUUAGAGUCCCAUCGCGAUCAAAUGAUUGCAGAAGACAAGAGCAUGGGAUCACCAAUGGAGGAGAGGGAGAGAUUGCUUAAGCAGGUUAAAGAAGAUAAUCAGGAAAUAGCCAGCAUGGAGAGACAGUUAACAGAUAUAAAGGAAAAAAUAAAUCAGUUUAGUGAAGAAAUUAGGCAACUUGACAUGGAUUUAGAGGAACACCAAGGUGAAAUGAAUCAAAAAUACAAGGAGCUUAAAAAAAGAGAGGAAAAUAUGGAUGCUUUUAUAGAGGCUUUUGAGGAAACAAAGAAUCAGGAACUGGAACGGAAGGCACAGAUAGAAGCCAGCAUUGUCGCCCUUUUAGAGCAUUGCAGUCGGAAUAUAAAUCGUAUGAAACAGAUAUCCUCCAUCACCAACCAAGAGCUGAAAAUGAUGCAGGAUGACCUCAGCUUUAAAUCAACUGAAAUGCAGAAGUCACAGACAACAGCUAGGAACUUGACCUCAGACAGUCAGCGCCUGCAGCUGGAUCUACAGAAAAUGGAACUUCUGGAAAGUAAGAUGACAGAGGAACAACAGUCUCUGAAAAACAAAAUUAAGCAACUGACUGCUGACCUGGAGACAUACAGUGACCUGGCAGCUUUAAAAUCAUCAGCUGAAGAAAAGAAGAAGAAAUUGCAUCAAGAAAGAACAGUAUUAUCAACCUAUAGAAAUGCCUUUAAGAAAACAAUGGAAAAGCUGACGACAGAUUAUGAGACACUGAAAACACAACUGCGAGAAAAUGAGACACAUGCUCAGCUUACAAAUUUGGAGAGGAAGUGGCAGCACCUUGAACAAAAUAAUUUCGUGAUGAAAGAGUUCAUAGCAACCAAGAGUCAAGAGAGUGAUUACCAGCCAGUUAUUAAAAAUGUGAUGAAGCAGAUUGCAGAGUACAAUAAAACCAUCAUGGAUGCUCUACACAAUGCCAAUAGAAGCUGAGACUGAUGGACUGCAUGUAGAAGCACAUCCUCAAGCUUGCUGAAAGUAAACUAGCUUCCCUUUGAAGAGUUAAGCCCCAGGUUUUUGAAUGCCAUGGUUUUGUGAUCUCCUUAAGGAGAGACAUCUUGCAUAGUAACUAGUUCAAUAAAAGGUAUACUGUUA
This is a messenger RNA of Microtus ochrogaster (prairie vole), 1977 nucleotides long. RefSeq names its product intraflagellar transport 74 (gene Ift74). Lineage: Eukaryota; Metazoa; Chordata; Mammalia; Rodentia; Cricetidae. Gene Ontology annotation, molecular function: beta-tubulin binding. The transcript has 20 exons. The record is from RefSeq and is a predicted model, not a curated record. Bases 100 to 1815 code for a protein of 571 amino acids. Gene Ontology annotation, cellular component: intraciliary transport particle B; cilium. Gene Ontology annotation, biological process: intraciliary transport involved in cilium assembly; cilium assembly.